This is a messenger RNA of Chiroxiphia lanceolata (lance-tailed manakin), 6105 nucleotides long. It is a transcript of the gene AFAP1, whose product is annotated as actin filament associated protein 1. Lineage: Eukaryota; Metazoa; Chordata; Aves; Passeriformes; Pipridae. The record is from RefSeq and is a predicted model, not a curated record. Gene Ontology annotation, molecular function: SH2 domain binding; SH3 domain binding. The coding region runs from base 74 to 2572 and encodes 832 amino acids. Gene Ontology annotation, cellular component: cytosol. The transcript is spliced from 19 exons.
GCUGCGCUCCGCGGCGCUGGAGCUGCGCGGAGCCGCUUUGUGCCGCCACCCGCGGCAGGACGGCGCGAAAGCCAUGGAAGAGUUAAUAGUUGAGCUGCGCCUGUUUCUUGAACUUCUGGACCAUGAAUAUCUAACUUCCACUGUCAGGGAGAAGAAGGCAGUAAUAACUAACAUUCUCCUGAGGAUACAGUCAUCAAAAGGUUUAGAAAUAAAAGAACAUGUACAGAAACAAGAAGUUGCCAACAGUUUGCCAGCGCCUCCUCAAAUGCCUCUGCCAGAAAUACCUCAGCAGUGGCUGCCACCAGAUAACGGGCCUCCACCACUGCCAACAUCUUCCCUUCCUGAAGGCUAUUACGAAGAGGCAGUGCCACUUAGUCCGGGGAAGGCUCCUGAGUACAUCACUUCCAAUUAUGACUCAGAUGCUAUGAGCAGCUCUUACGAAUCCUACGAUGAAGAGGAGGAGGAUGGAAAGGGGAAGAAAAUGAGACAUCAGUGGCCUUCUGAGGAAGCCUCUAUGGAUCUGGUGAAGGAUGCCAAAAUCUGUGCCUUCCUUCUUAGAAAGAAGCGUUUUGGGCAAUGGACCAAACUGCUGUGUGUUAUCAAAGAAAACAAACUACUGUGCUACAAAAGUUCCAAGGACCAGCAGCCCCAGAUGGAGCUGCUCCUGAAUGACUGCAGUAUCACCUAUAUUCCCAAAGACAGCAAAAAGAAGAAGCAUGAACUGAAAAUCUCACACCAAGGAGCGGAUGCCCUGGUUCUGGCAGUGCAGAGCAAAGAGCAGGCAGAACAGUGGCUAAAGGUUAUAAAAGAUGUGUGCAGCAACUGUACGGGAGCUGUAGACUCUGAUGGGCCAUUAUCUAGUUCUCCAGUACACAAGACGGAGCUAGAAAAGAAGUUGUCAUUCGAGAGGCCGAGCUCAGAUGGGGAGGGUGCUGUGGAAAAUGGCAUUGCUGCUGUGUGCAAUGGGAAGGAACAAGUGAAGAGGAAAAAAAGUUCAAAAACAGAAGCCAAAGGCACUGUGACUAAAGUAACGGGGAAAAAAAUAACGAAGAUCAUUGGUUUAGGAAAGAAAAAGCCAUCAACAGAUGAACAGACCUCAUCAGCUGAAGAAGAUGUUCCAACAUGUGGAUAUCUCAAUGUGCUCUCUAACAACCGCUGGCGUGAGCGCUGGUGCAGAGUGAAAGACAAUAAACUGAUUUUCCACAAGGACAGGACAGAUCUGAAGACACACAUUGUUUCCAUCCCUCUCCGUGGCUGCGAAGUCAUCCUGGGACUGGAUUCGAAGCAUCCCCUGACCUUCCGCCUGCUCCGAAAUGGGCAGGAGGUUGCUGUGCUUGAGGCGUCCUCCUCCGAAGACAUGGGCAGAUGGAUAGGAAUUUUGCUGGCAGAAACAGGGUCCUCAACAGACCCUGGAGCUCUGCACUAUGACUACAUCGACGUGGAAAUGACGGCAAGCGUCAUCCAGGCUGCAAAACAGACCUUCUGUUUCAUGAACAGGCGAGUUAUAUCUACCAGUCCGUACCGGGGAAGCACUGCCAACGGCUACGCCUGUCCAAGUGGAAUGGCACUUCAUUAUGAUGAUGUUCCCUGCAUAAACGGAUCGUGGGAACCAGAAGAUGGCUUUCCUUCUUCUCGUAGCAGGAACAUUGGAGAAGAAAUGCUUUAUGAUAACGCAGGCCUGUACGAUAACUUGCCGUCUCCAAAAAUCUUUGCGCGCUAUCCGCCAGCUGACAGGAAACCCAAUAGGUUAUCUACUGACAAACUCUCCUCUAACCAUUACAAAUACCCUGUCUCAUCCAAUCUGUCUUCUGCUCAGUCUGUCACUAAUACCUCUGCUGUGGGGAGGGGAUCUGGUUCGCAGUUUAAAGGCAAGAAGCCUCCUGUAACUACUAAUGGCAUCGCCGGAAAAGGGAGAACUUUAAACAGCCAGCCGAAGAAAUCCGAAACAGUGUCAUGUGUGAAGCGCACUGCAUCUAAUGCAGAGCAGUACAAAUAUGGCAAGAAUCGUGUGGAGGCAGAUGCAAAGAGGUUACAAAGCAAAGAGGAGGAGCUGCUAAAGAGGAAGGAAGCUCUUCGGAAUAGGCUGGCCCAGCUCCGAAAAGAGAGAAAAGAUCUGCGUGCUGCCAUUGAAGUCAAUGCUGGCAGAAAGACCCAAGUGAUUCUUGAAGACAAGUUAAAGAAGUUGGAAGAGGAGUGUAAGCAGAAGGAGGCUGAGCGUGUAAACCUGGAGCUAGAACUGACUGAGGUGAAGGAGAGCCUAAAGAAAGCCUUGGCUGGUGGCAUCACACUGGGCUUAGCUAUUGAGCCAAAAUCAGGAACAUCAAGCCCACAGUCCCCAAUUUUCAAGCACCGAACUUUGGAAAACUCUCCAAUCUCCAGCUGUGAUACCAGUGAUACCGAAUGCUCAAUACCUGUGAACAGUGCAGCAGCUCUGAAGCGACCUCCCUCAUCAAACAAUUCUCCGUGUCGAGGCCACGUCCUUCGGAAAGCAAAGUUACGAGUGAGCCCAGGCCUUAUAGAUGUGGCUAAGGGAAGGGCGUCACACGAAUGGGAGAUGAAAAAUGGAACAUAAAGGUAGCAAAACCACUCACUUUCCAUAAAGGCCUUACCUAUUACAGACCAAGACAUAGGCUGCAAAAGACUCAUCUGAAAGGUCAUUUCAAGCGACACAACAUAGCAAGUUUUAUAAUUCUGUUAAGUUAAUGGUAGCUUGGCGCUAAUUCGCCUGUAUUCCCUCUACUGUAUUGCUGUGUAACUACGUGUGCCCCUUUUUAUUAGCUGUAACUCCUUAUUUCCAACUUCACUGGUAAAGAAAAUGAAAACCAAAAAAAACCCAAACCAACCACAGUAAUUAAAAGUCACAGUUGAAAGUUUACUUUGCUGAAACAGCACAGACCAGCAGUGUUGAUUCUAUCACGUCAGACCACCUGAACGCUGCUGAAGAUGGUGCCUAAAGACCAGCGUGAAAUCGUUAACUCUUACAGGUUAAAACUGACUUUUGAGGUCUGACACAGAGUAAGCUCUUACUCACUAGCAGUUGCUUUGCUGUUCACGUGGCAAAAGAAAACUGAAGAAACGUAACCACGGAAGCAGCGAGGCUUGCGAGGCUGAGAACGCGGGAGCGCUGCAGUGCCACCAUCCUCCGCGCUGGUGCAAGACCGCGGGAUGACACGACUCAGCUGUGAGGCAUUUUUUGGAUACUUUUUAGACAGAUGAUUUUGUCAUUGGGAGAUAAAACGCUGCCAAACUUGGGAAAAAAAAAUGCUUUUUUGUACGUUCUUUUUAUUAAUGUUUUGAAGCACCAGUCGUUUUCAAAGGUCACGUUCUUGAACUAUGACUCGUUCCUGAUUUUUUUAAAAGGCAAACAGGUAUUUUUAGAUACUUCUUCUUUUCUAUGCUUUUCGAAAAAGAAAAAAAAUAAUUGAAAAUAAUUCUCAACAGAUAAUGGCAACUCAGAAUAACUUAUGCAGUCAGUCUUGUUUUGUUUUUUAUAAUAUAGUAUUGUUAAACUUGAGUUAUAGAACACUGCUGUACUUAGUUUCCUUCGUCUUUUCAGACCUCAGCUAUUAUUUUAGAGGAAGAUGGACUGAAAAGGUGAUAAUUUUCAGACUCUUUUAUAAACAAUUUUACAAAGAAUUGGGGAUUUUCUCAGACAUGAAUCAAUUUCUGUUUACUAGGAAACAACAUCUUUCAUUUUAGUCUGGUUUUCUUUGUCUCCAUCCAUGUCACUCCUGAGAAAUUAUAUGCAGUAAAUUGCCAGCUGAAGUCCUUCAAAAUCUCAAGAUUGGUUUUAAAAGUUGGGAGGAGGAAAACUGUAUAAUAAGAUGGCCUCUUUUAAGUUUUUCUCUGUGUUUUUUUAAGCCUUUGGAGAGUCUUCAAUCUUACUCUCAAGAUUUUUUUCCUCCUCAACUGAGGAUUAGAAAAUUACUUUAAUUAAAAAAAUUAAAAUACUACUCAUAUUUUGAGAUAAUCACAGAUGUUAGGGCUGGAGUCUUGAUAGUUAGUUAAGACUGCAGUUAAAAUCACAGAAGUUGGCAAGGCAGCAGUUAUCAAGGAUCACAUCCCUUUAUGGCCACACCUAUAGAUUAUCUCUUACCUUUAGGAAAGGGUGUGUGCAACUCGUGAAGCAUACACUGGGAUUCUCAGCUGAGCUGGAUGCCAGAGAACUUCCCGCAGGAGUUGGUGGGAUUUGAAGACACAAAGCUUUCAAAAGGACCUGAUAGCAGACGGGAGACAGGGCUGUGUCCUGUUCCCAAAUGCAAUUAGUGCCAGGGAUCCCACUGACUUCAGCAGCAUAGAAAUGGAGCCCAGCAUGAAAAAAGGCUUUUUGCCUCUUGGGACUAUGCUUUGUACAAAGUGCUGCAGGAAUGCAGAUACAGUAGAAAAGCAAAUGUCAGUAUGGUUUUCACUGAAAACACAAUUUUUUAUUACUAUUUUAGGUCAUCUACUUACUAACUCUCUAAGUAGAGGGCACAUUCUGUGCUGUAUGACUAUGGACUAAACAGCAUCAAAUUCCCACAAAUAAUAGCAGAAACAAUUUGAAGCAAAAGUAAGUUCAUUUAGGCUUUUUAUUUCAAAUUAAGUUAUUUAUUUGUAUAUUGCAAUAAAUAUUUAAUUUAUAUCUGUACAUAUUUAUAAUGCAAAUUAGGCUUCUAGUCAACGUUUGCAAUGAUGUAACAGUUACCAUUAAGAAGUGGUCCCGCAUCAAGUAAUGCAGAGUAGUCAAAAGCCAAAUCACUUUGUCUUGUUUACCCAAAAUUGGUAUUUUAUUUUCCAUCCCCUAUAUCCCAUGGAAAAAAAAAAAUUAAUUCCUUCGCAAGGACAAGGAAUCUAUGCCUGAGAUAAAUGUGUGUACGUUUCUGCCCAAGCAGACAGAAUGGUGUGGUGCUGGGGCUGUGCACACAACCCCAGCCCUGGUGGUGCAGCCUUCAGCUCUGCCAGAGGUGCAGGUCACCCUCAGCACCUGUAGCACCCUCAGCACCAACAAGGCCUGCUGCAGCAGGGGCUGACAGCAAAAUUAAGCAGCUUUCACUCUUCCUCCAGCAAAGGCUCCAUAAAGCCACCACUGCCCCCAGCCUGGCACGUGCUGUAAUUGUAUGUCUCUGUUGUAUAAGUGCAUUGGUACCACUGCAAUUUGCAUUAGUGUAUUCUAUAUAAUGGCCAAGGUUUUGAAAGGAGGAAAGCCAAAAACCUUGGGAAAUAACCAAGGUCUAUAGACCACAUUCGGUGCUGUGAAAUGUACUCUGUUGUCUUGAAUAGUACUAUUGAUGCACAAUUUUUUAUAAAGAGCAACAGAGCUUGUAUUUUCACCAUUUUUGGAUUUCAAGAUCACCAGGUAAACUCAGCCAUAGAGCAGCAUGACUUUUGUUUUAAAGGAAAAUUCGUAUCUUGAACCAUUUCUAUGUCUUUUUAGAAAAUGUUACACUCGUGCUUCCUCACCAAACACCUGUUACUGUACCAAGUGCUUUUAAUUAUUUUUUUAAUGGGUAAUUCUUUUUUUUUAAUAAUUAAAAAAAAAAACCAGAUCAUAAUUUUGGGGGAUCGAAGGUGGUUUUUUUUAAUGAGAUGAUUGUGGCAAUUUGGUUUUUCAAAUGGAGAAUAUUAAUUUAGUAUCAAGUUUUGUUAGACACUUUCAAAUUAAUUGGCCCAGGGUGUAUGUUGUAAGAUAAUGUUCUCAUAUGAAGAAUGUAAUUAUUUCCUUCUUGUAUUUUUUAAAAAACAAAAUCAUAUUUAAAAAAAAAUCUCUGUGAAAAAAGCAUGAAAGAAACAUGAAAAAAAAGGGUUUGUUUUAUUUUUGUUAUUGGAUAUGUUGGCAGUGCCCAUUAUAAUUGACUGUAAAUAUAGUCUUUCUACUGUAUUUCUCAAUGUAUUUAAGUUUUUUGACACACAUUCAUGGAAACUUCUGUUAAAAAAAAACAAAAACACAAAAACAAAAGUCCCAAAAUAGCCCCACCUUCAAAUGUGUGUCUUAGUAGCUUCAGUUAACUUUAUGCCUUUCUAGUUUAUUCUUCAGAAAAUUCUUGCAAAGUGUGAAAAAAGACUGGCGCCUGGUAGGUGCGACAGAUCCAAGACCAUUAUUAAUAAAGUUACCUGUCAAGAAAAGAA